Manis javanica (Malayan pangolin) is the source of this 3249-nucleotide messenger RNA. It is a transcript of the gene HSPA12B, whose product is annotated as heat shock protein family A (Hsp70) member 12B. The record is from RefSeq and is a predicted model, not a curated record. NCBI's taxonomy places the organism in Eukaryota, Metazoa, Chordata, Mammalia, Pholidota, Manidae.
GGGGCGAGCCCGAGGCGCGGGGCUGGGCGCACGUCGAGGGCUGCGGCCAUCGCGGCAGGGCACGGCCACCGGCUGCGCGGGCUCAGGAUCCAGGCGGCUGGACAGAGCACGCGCUGUCGGGCGGGCGGAGAAAAGGAGCGGGCUCUGAGCAGCCCCCACCUUUGUUUAGGGAGGACACCAGGCCCACAGCCGAGGACAGUAGCGUCGGUGAUCUGAAGACUGGUCCAGGGACACAAUGAGCAGCACUUCUCCAACUUUAAUGUGCACUGAGCCACCUGGGAUCUUGUUAAAAUGCAAGUUCUGACUCAGCAGCCACAGGGCCUGUGAAGAUGCUGGCGGUUCCGGAGAUGGGCCUGCAAGGGCUGUACAUCGGCUCCAGCCCAGAGCGGUCCCCAGUGCCUAGCCCACCCGGCUCCCCAAGGACCCAGGAAAGCUGUGGCAUUGCCCCCCUCACACCGUCACAGUCCCCAAAGCCUGAGGCCCGAGCCCCCCAACAAGCCUCCUUCUCUGUGGUGGUGGCCAUCGACUUUGGCACCACAUCCAGUGGCUACGCCUUCAGCUUUGCCAAUGACCCUGAGGCCAUCCACAUGAUGAGGAAAUGGGAGGGUGGGGACCCAGGUGUGGCCCACCAGAAGACCCCCACCUGCCUGCUUCUGACCCCAGAGGGAGCCUUUCACAGUUUUGGCUACACCGCACGCGACUACUACCAUGACCUAGACCCUGAGGAGGCGCCGGACUGGCUCUACUUUGAGAAGUUUAAGAUGAAGAUCCACAGUACCACUGAUCUCACCUUGAAGACCCAGCUGGAGGCUGUAAAUGGAAAGAAAAUGCCUGCCCUGGAAGUGUUUGCUCAUGCCCUACGCUUCUUCAAGGAACAUGCCCUUCAGGAGCUGAGGGAGCAGUGCCCAUCGCUGCCAGAGAAGGACACGGUGCGCUGGGUGCUAACGGUGCCUGCCAUCUGGAAACAGCCGGCCAAGCAGUUCAUGCGGGAGGCUGCCUACCUGGCUGGCCUGGUGUCGAGAGAAGAUGCAGAGCAGUUACUCAUUGCCCUGGAGCCUGAGGCUGCCUCUGUCUACUGCCGCAAGUUGCGUCUGCACCAGCUCAGGGAUCUCAGCAGCAGGGCCCCAGGCAGUGGACGCCUGGGCGAGCGCCGCUCCAUCGAUUCUAGCUUCCGGCAAGCCCGUGAGCAGCUGCGGAGGUCCCGCCACAGCCGCACUUUCCUGGUGGAAUCUGGCGUCGGGGAGCUGUGGGCAGAGAUGCAAGCAGGAGACCGCUACGUGGUGGCAGACUGCGGGGGAGGCACGGUGGACCUGACCGUGCACCAGCUGGAGCAGCCCCAUGGCACCCUCAAAGAGCUCUACAAGGCGUCUGGCGGCCCCUAUGGCGCGGUGGGCGUAGACCUGGCCUUCGAGCAGCUGCUGGGCCGCAUCUUCGGCGAGGACUUCAUCUCCACCUUCAAAAGGCAACGGCCGGCAGCCUGGGUGGAUCUGACCAUCGCCUUCGAGGCUCGCAAACGCACUGCAGGCCCACACCGUGCGGGGGCGCUCAAUAUCUCCUUGCCCUUUUCCUUCAUCGACUUCUACCGGAAGCAGCGAGGCCACAACGUGGAAACGGCCCUACGCAGGAGCAGUGUGAACUUUGUGAAGUGGUCCUCACAGGGAAUGCUCAGGAUGUCUUGCGAGGCCAUGAACGAGCUCUUUCAGCCCACGGUCAGCGGGAUCAUCCAGCACAUAGAGGCGCUGCUAGCGCGGCCCGAGGUGCAGGGCGUGAAACUGCUGUUCCUAGUGGGCGGCUUCGCUGAGUCGGCGGUGCUGCAGCACGCGGUGCAGGUGGCGCUGGGCGCCCACGGCCUGCGCGUGGUGGUCCCGCACGACGUGGGCCUCACCAUCCUCAAGGGCGCGGUGCUCUUCGGGCAAGCGCCGGGCGUGGUGCGGGUGCGCCGCUCGCCGCUCACCUACGGCGUGGGCGUGCUCAACCGCUUUGUGGCUGGACGCCACCCUCCCGACAAGCUGCUGGUUCGCGACGGCCGCCGCUGGUGUACCGACGUCUUUGAGCGCUUCGUGGCGGCCGAGCAGUCGGUGGCCCUGGGCGAGGAGGUGCGGCGCAGCUACUGCCCGGCGCGCCCGGGCCAGCGGCGCGUGCUCAUCAAUCUGUACUGCUGCGCUGCCGAGGACGCGCGCUUCAUCACCGACCCGGGGGUGCGCAAGUGCGGCGCGCUCAGCCUCGAGCUGGAGCCCACAGAGGGCAGCGCCAACGCUGCCGGCGCGCACCCUGGACGCCGCGAGAUCCGCGCCGCCAUGCAAUUUGGCGACACCGAGAUUAAGGUCACCGCCGUCGACGUCAGCACCAGUCGCUCAGUGCGCGCCGCCAUUGACUUUCUUUCUAAUUGAGGGCGGGCAGGCGCGGUGCCAGGCCCCGCCCUCUUUCGGUCUGGGGAUCUGGAGAGCAGGCUCAGCUCGGCUCUGGCAGAAGAACCUGCUUGUUCUUGUGUCAGGGCCCCUUUCCCCCGCCCUCUUGUCCGGGGAGAUGAGGUCGCAGGACGGGUGGGGACAUCCAGAAGAUUCUGGCUUUGGGAUUGGGUCCUGGUCUGCUGACUGUAAGGCUGAGGGGUCUGCCAAGGACUGAGGUCAAGGAGCUAGAUUUUAAGAAGGCACACCCGUAGGGAGCACGUGACCCUGAAGCAGCGUGCAUCAGAGACUGAGCCCUGGCCUGAACUGGGGGUGGGAGUUGGAGGUGGGAGUGAAAGCCGCUGGGAGAGGCCAAGCAAGGCCACCAAAGAAGGGGCAGCAGGAUGAAGAUGGGUGUGCAGAGCCCACGCCUGAAGGGCCCAGUGCACUGACUGAUGGGCUCAGCCUGUGUUGCAGAAAAACAGAAGCUGCCCGGAGAGAUGGGUAGUAGGACCACCCUGGGUGUGGUCUUGACCACCCAAAGAUGACUGUUAAAUGUAGAAAGGGCUGAGCAGGAGAGGGCACAGGGUGAAGGCACUUAAUGAGGGGAUGUGGGGAUGCACUUGCCCUUUCAUUGAAGACAAAUGACCCAGCUGGGUAGAUGGAUGCCCCACUUUAACCAAUCCCAGCCACAGAAGGGCAUCGAGGGUGGGGUGGGGAGGGAGGGCAGAGGGAGCCCUGAGGACUGGUCCCAGCACUGCCAUCAACUUAGUGUGCCAUGAGGACAGUCCCUGCCCACCAGACAUGCAACAGCCCCACCUGCCUGAGAACCCAAAGGUGACAAUAAAGCCUUUAUGCUCAA